AUGAGAAGAUCAUUACCAGUUUUAGACAACUCUAAAUCUCAUGUUCAUAACAACAGCAUUACAAUUAUUCACUGCAGGUGCAUAUAUGCACAAUGGCUUCCGGUGGAUUUGCAAGAAGAGAUACUCUCUAGGGUUCCGGCUAAAUCUAUGGCACGAUUGCAAUCAACAUCGAAACAAUGGAGAACUGGUAGCUUUGCUAAGAAGCAUUCUGCUAAUGCACCAAAGGAGUCUCUGAUUAUCAUGUUGAUUGAUUCUAGGGUUUACUUAUUAAGGAUCAAUCUCCACGGAAUUCACAACAACGUUGCUCCAUCUGUUAAAAUUCCCUUUUCUAAAUCUUCUUCACAAGUUGAAGUCGAUAUACGUGACAUCUUUCACUGCGAUGGUUUAUUGCUAUGCACCACCAAGGACAAUAGACUCGUGGUUUGGAAUCCAUGUUCAGGAGAAACCAAGUGGAUUACUAGAAAGAGCUACAAGGAAUCCGACUUCUAUGCUCUCGGUUACCACAACAAAUCCUCCUGCAAGCAAUACAAAGUCUUGAGGCUGGAUCAUCAUGAUGCUGUUGAUAUGAUCAAUCACGAUGUGGUGAUGACAUAUCCUUAUUUCUUACAAAGUUUUGAUUUCACAACAGAGAGAUUUCAAAGUCUGUCUCUUCCUCAGGAGGUUCCUUAUAUGUUUACAGAUAUAUCAGUGAAUAGAGAAGAGCAACUUUUUCUGUUGGGUUAUAGUAAUAAGUACCCAUUUUCAUGGGAUUUGCAUGUAUGGGUGGCAACUAGUACAGGAACAGACAUGUCAUGGAGCAACUUGGUAACAGCGCAAACCUUUCGAGAUUUUUUUUAUAGGUCUAAUGGGAUCAGUUUCUUGGCCGACAAACAGCACAAAGUUGUAGUGUUCUGCGAGAGGUACUGUAAUCUCAACAAUACCAUUUACUUUGUGGGAGAAAAUAAACACGUACAAGUGGAUUGUCAUGGUGGAGAUUCAACACUCAGAUUAUCUUACUCACUUCUUAUGAAUUAUGUUCCAAGUUUGGCUCAAAUUCAACAAGGUACAGUUCUUCCACCACGCACAUGACUUGUGACAAACUUACGG
Molecule: messenger RNA, 1086 nt
Organism: Arabidopsis lyrata subsp. lyrata
Lineage: Eukaryota; Viridiplantae; Streptophyta; Magnoliopsida; Brassicales; Brassicaceae
Product: putative F-box protein At3g23260
Molecular function (GO): protein binding
Source: RefSeq, a predicted model, not a curated record